CAAUCUACGACACGCAGUCGAACUCGUGGAGCAGGGUCGUGGCCAACAGUGGUCGUUGGCCUCUCGACUCACUUGCGAACCUCGAGUCCACGAAUCCCAACCUAGCCCAUCAAUUAUAUGAGCUCAGAAAGAGCCUUGGUCCUCAGGGUUUUAUAGUCAGCACCGACAGAGUUGCUGCAGAUCAGGCAGCAGUAGAGCACAGGAGACUUGUGAUGGAAUGGGGAGCUGGGUGGCUGACAUCCGUAAUCUUCAAAGUUUCUCGCGAUUCUUGCUCCCACCAUCGUACACAGACUUGCCAGCGGCAGCGCGUCAUAGACCAGUCAUUAUCCCCAUUGCGAGGAAGUACUCGUGCAACGCCCUCAUCAUUCAAAUGUCAGAAGAGACUCGCCGUGUUUCCUUCUCAUCUCUCACUCUUGCAGUUCUCAACACCCUGAAAGAUUACUUUGCCAGGGAGAUACCACCCAACUUUUAUGGGCCCAAAGGAGCCGAGCACGGAGUUGCGAGUUCUCUUAUGGACAGCAUGGGACGAGAUCAUGCUGUACAUUGUCUAUGUCCUCCACCAAGAUAUGAAAUUUCCGCGCCGCUCCAGAAUCUGGCUGUGUCCAACUCCAGCCUUCACCUCCAUUCCUUUACAUGCAGCUCACCCCUCAUAAAUGAGGGCAUACGAGCGUCCGGAACUAUGCCUGGAGGACAUAUAUAUCUGCUUCUACACUCCCACACUUUCGGCUCUGAUGAGACCUCGCCGGACGAUCAAGACGUAUGUGACCCCAUCCUUCGCGGUGAUCUGACAAAGCCAUUUGGGCGCAGGACAAGGCAGGGUGCUCGUCGCUGUCGACAGCCAACUUGAGCUUGUCCAUACACUUGUUCCCCAGUAGGUCAAGAUUACCAAUCUUUCUGGCGAC
Suillus clintonianus is the source of this 902-nucleotide messenger RNA. RefSeq lists its product as uncharacterized. The record is from RefSeq and is a predicted model, not a curated record. The transcript has a single exon. Bases 218 to 847 code for a protein of 209 amino acids. Lineage: Eukaryota; Fungi; Basidiomycota; Agaricomycetes; Boletales; Suillaceae.